Molecule: messenger RNA, 1926 nt
Organism: Emericellopsis cladophorae
Lineage: Eukaryota; Fungi; Ascomycota; Sordariomycetes; Hypocreales; Bionectriaceae
Product: Silenced mating-type M-specific polypeptide Mc-like protein
Exons: 2
Coding region: 1-1926 (641 amino acids)
Biological process (GO): cell differentiation; anatomical structure morphogenesis; regulation of DNA-templated transcription
Molecular function (GO): DNA-binding transcription factor activity, RNA polymerase II-specific; RNA polymerase II cis-regulatory region sequence-specific DNA binding
Source: RefSeq, a predicted model, not a curated record
AUGGACGGAAGGGCCAGGCUCCCCCUGGCCAAGAGCUGCUCCCCCAAGACAGGCUCCUCACCAAGCUCUGCUCCAGCGUCGCCGAGAAGCGAGGGCCGUCAACAUGGCCAGAGGACCAUGCACAACAAGGCCGCCAUGGAGAGUAACAUGGCCGUAUCCCGCCGCGUGGAAGAUCUCAGGCCGAGCAACAUCAAGGCUACAGGCAGAACGGCCAGCGAUGAGCACUGCACUUGCCCUCAGCCUACCAAAGUUCCUCGGCCAUGCAACUCCUUCAUUCUGUAUCGCCAGAGCAUGUCAGCCCAGGUCACCCAGGAGAACCCUGGGCUGUCAAAUCCAGAGAUAUCCAAGAUUAUUGGUCAAAGAUGGAAAGAGGAGUCGGAGGAGGUCCAGAAUCAUUUCAGAGCGGAGGCGGUCGAAGCAAGUCGCAAACAUCGAGAAGCACAUCCCGACUACCGAUACCAGCCGAAACGGAAAGGCAGCACCGUGGUCACGAAGCAUUCGUACACAGAAGAGGAAUGUCCAAAGUGCGGAGGUGUCCGAUUCGUGAGCACUCCCGUAUCGGCGACGUCGGCGUUCAAACGCAGCAUGGACGACCAUCUGGGUUCCGCAGACGAGGACAGGCAGUACAGGGCGUCGAGGGAUGGGCCCCAUUGGCGAGAGCAGUACUCGGCAGAUGCAUUUGACUCCAAAAGGCGGAGGCUCGCCGAAACAGCAGACUCGCGAGGCAUUGCGGCAAUCAGCACGCAACACCCAGGCUACUCCACUGGCGCUGGUGCUGGGGGCAGAUAUGUUCAUGUCGACACGCCCGUACCUCACCAGCAAAGCAUGAUGCCACCACAGCAUCGCCAGAUGGCGCCGCCGCCUCGACCAUACGGCGGUUACCCGUCGCAAUAUGCCUUAUCUGAAGCAGCAAACCAGGCAGCACAUGUCUCACCUCAGCAUCCUGGGCCUGUCGCAAACCAAUCUGGGCAUGCCGUUGAUCCUCGUGACCCGGCAAUGACGCUGCCGCCCCUGCGGACAGCCCUGACACCCGCCACUUCAUCCGCAUACGACCAGCUAAAGUUCAGUAAUACACAACAGACUCCUAGCACUGCUGCGAGGGCGCAGCCUUACAUGGGGUUACCAAAUGGCCUGAAAUUGACCGACAAGACACGGAGGGAGCACAUAGUAGGCCUUCCCCUGCACAAGAAGCUGGUAGCCACGACCAGGAUAUCGCUGCCCCUACCGCGACCGGAAGAAGGCCGAGGCGCUAUCAUCGCUGUCGAGGGCAUGGCUGGCGCAGCCUUGCACGAUGUGUCCCACGCUGUCGAGAAGGCGUUGAUUGUGUGUCAAGAGACUGUAGUGACAAGCUGGUCCAAUGACUCCGAGUUUGCUGAACAGUGUGCCAAGGGAGAGAGCAUUCCCAUGUCGAAUGCACUGGCCACAAUAUUCAGGGACAUUCUCACGUGGCAUCGCAAGUCCGACGAGAUGAUUCGGUUCGUGCAGGGUGAGAGCAUUGGAGACUCGCCUGCGCGAGCUACGCACGGAAGGCGAGGCAGCUCGCCGCGCACGGAGCAAAGCAAGACGAAGACGCCAGUGGCGCUCGUCAAGGGCGGAUACAGCGUGACAAUGUCAGAGCUCUUUGCGUGUGCGACGAGCCACGACAAGGACGCCUACAGUCCCGUCGAUCAUUGGCAGUGGAUGGCAACGCUCUGGCGCGGCAUCGUGGGGCCCGAUCUCAUUGUGUAUGUUCGGAUGUGUCCCAAGGACGAGCUGGUGAAGCUGAAAACGGUCGAGUUCCAGAAAGGUCAGGGCGUCAUGACGGUGUGCCUUCCAUUGGAUGGGCAGUUGGACGAUGCGACAGAGCGACGGCUCAACUUUGAGAUCAUUGAGUGGGUGACUGACGUGUGGCCUCGGACGUCGCCCAGCGAGAAGAGCAUGGAGUAG